AUGUCGACAACAAAGUUCACUAGGAGUGGAACACAGACGAAAACAUUUGUAGAACUGUUAUGCACCCCAUCUUUUGGAGGUGGAUUACAUGAAAUAUUUACUUUUUUCUCAGCAGUGCACAUUCUCCUCUCCAUCACAGCAUUCCUUACAAAUUCUCUCAUCAUUGUUGCCCUUCACAAGGAAUCUUCCCUCCACCGACCGUCCAAACUCUUGUACCGUUCUCUGGCAACAACUGACCUGUUGGUUGGUCUUGUUGCCCUCCCUCUCUAUGCUACUUAUUGGAUGUCCUUAGUUCAGGAACACUGGAGCCUUUGUCGAUACGCAUUUGACGCAGCCUAUAUCACGGGCUCUGCACUGUUUUUAACGUCUUUGAUGACGAUGACGGCCAUAAGCGUAGACAGACUUCUCGCCCUGUUGUUGGGUCUAAGGUACAAACAAAUCGUAACUUUGAAGCGCACAUAUAUCAUUGUAGCUACCAUCUGGAUUUUAUCUCUUGUCUCUUCUUUAUGCGCUUUACUUGAUGAUCGUAUAACUUUUUUGUACCGUCUCAUAACUAUACCUCUUUGCUUGGUUAUUUCACUCGCAUCAUAUACAAAGAUUUUUCGCACUCUCAGAUAUCAUCAGGUUCAGGCAGAAGAUCCCGUUCAACAACAGCCGAGCCAAUUAAAUUUACUGAACAUAGCUCAAUACAGAAAAGCAGUGUAUGGUGCACUGUGGGUGAAGUUAGCAUUAGUUGUUUGUUUUGCACCAUUAUUUAUCGUGGUAACCGUGAUUGCACACAGUAAAACACAUUCAUCGCAUUUGGUCAUCCUAAGGGGAAUAACCGUUGUCUUGGUAUACUUUAACUCGACGUUAAACCCGUUUCUUUACUGCUGGAAGAUAAGUGAAGUAAGACAAGCAGUAAAGCAGACAAUCAGACAAGCACUUUGCUGUCCAAGGAGUUAG
Messenger RNA from Pocillopora meandrina, 945 nucleotides. NCBI's taxonomy places the organism in Eukaryota, Metazoa, Cnidaria, Anthozoa, Scleractinia, Pocilloporidae. The record is from the annotation of a GenBank genome assembly.